Molecule: messenger RNA, 1691 nt
Organism: Chelonia mydas (Green sea turtle)
Lineage: Eukaryota; Metazoa; Chordata; Testudines; Cheloniidae
Exons: 5
Coding region: 474-1094 (206 amino acids)
Source: RefSeq, a predicted model, not a curated record
GGCAGGGCCGGGGGGGGGGCAGGACGCCCGGAGCUCCACGCCGGAAGGGGCUGCACCCGGGUCGGGCUCGGUCCCGGUCCCGCCCGGCUGAGAGCCCCGCACAGACCGUCCCCUGCGCCGGAGUCGCGGGCCGCUGUCGGGCGCUCGGACGCGGUGCGCCGGAGCCGCGGUGCGGAGUCCCCAGCCAGGCAGGGCCGGCUGCGCCCGGGAGCGGCUCCGCCUUCGCCAGCUCGGAGCUGCUUUGGCGCGUUGCCCGACUCAGUCCAGCGUGGGCCCAUGGCGGACGCGCGAGGCUGCUUUCAGCCGGGGUUAAACUGGGGCAACCCCCCAGUAAAGCUGCAUUUAACCGGUUGAACUAGACCAGUCAGAUCAGCUGCCGGCCAACUCCCUCGGGCGAGCCCAGGCCGGAGGCCAGGGGUUUGCUGGUUUUAAAGUACCACCAAGGUUGUAUUUGAAGCUUUCUGAACCUUGCGAUGGCACUUCGGUGGGCGCGGAGACUUCACGGGCCUGGACUCCAAAGGAAAAUGAAAUCUGAGCACACCCGCGGUGAGUCUAGUGCUAAAGAGAAACUCAGGAGGUUGCAGGGCAAUCCUCCAUGCCUGGACCUGGUCUCUAGGUUUGUGAAAGAAAACAAGGGCAAAACCAUUUUAUUUGAGGAGCAGCAAGACUUUCAGCUGCACAUUUGUGGCCUGGAUGGGACGUUCUAUGCAGGGCAGUCAGACAUGCUGGAAGACUGGGAAAUGCUUUACCUGCCGAAGCCCGUGAAGAUGGAGGUUCUUGGCAUCGUGCCUGACGUGCCAUGUCUGGCCACUGGGCAGCAGCUGGUUAUCCUUGUUGCAGACAACGGCAGCAUUUAUGCAUACGAAGAGGAGUUGUUGCACAGAGUUGGCAAGACCUUACAGGAGUUUUUAAUAAAAGGGCUGCAGCUCUUCGGACAGGACGUUUAUCCAUGUGCAAAGGACCUGGAGCCUGAGAGUGAAGAGGAGUGGGUGAAGGACCCAGAGAUCCAGCAGAUCAGGCAGAGCGCCAGAGACUUCAUCGAGAGUAAAGAAGAGGCGAUUGGGAAGCACCUGGAUUUCCUUAGAAGUCUGUGAUAUUUCUAGUCUUGUAGACCAUUCCUGGGGCGAGGUGUGGAGCCCACCUGAGAUAUGGCCCAGCAGCAGAGAUUGCAGAGAACCCGGAGAUUCCCUGAGGGAACCAUGUUUUCAGGGAGAAUAUCUUGGGUUUCCUGAUCAUGGCAAACUUAUGUCCUAUUACAGCAAAACCUGUUCCUGGUUUUCCUGGGCCUGCCAUUGUUUGGCUAGCUGUGGUUUGCAGGACUUUGCUUUUCCAUCAUCAGCCCUGAGCCUCUGUUUCUUGUCUGUCUCCCUCCAGUCCCCUUGUUUCAGAGUCUUGAGCCAUCAUUGCCUUAGAAAACUUCCUUUUCUGAGCAUCAUUUCCAUUUGAGAUUUACGAGCAUGCUACAGUGGAAAGUGGCCAAGCUCAGUUUGUGUGUGAUGUUUGUGUACUGCAAACGAAGAAAUAUGUGGAGUAUUAUAUACUCAUGGAAUCUAGAGCCAUGCACAUUAUUGUGAUGGGGAUAGGAAUACCACCCUGUACCAACAGACACCCUAACAUGAUCUGGACUUUUAUUGACACCCUGAGGGACCUCUGUAUUGCUAUAAACCUUUUGUUCUGAUUAUUAUGGUGAA